CAUGUCGUCCGCUAUUUAAUCCCGCCGUUGUCGUUUUCCGACAUAAAGUCUUUACUUCCUGUCCACAUGCGCCGUCGGUCUGAGGUAGAGCGCGCGCCCCCGUCUGCAGAAGGUGCCUUCUUCCAUAAGGCACAGAACUUUAACAUUUCUGGGGGGACCUUCCAAGUUAUCAGCGGGGAUGUUCACCAGAACCUAGCUGCACAACACAACCAUUUGGAUAACGCGUACAACACCGCGUAUGGGUUCGGGGCAGGCUCGUUUGAGGGCUACAACAGGCCGUAUCCCAGUCCUCCCACCCCUCCAUUCCUCGGCCCUAAUUACCCGUCAUAUGGCCCGUCAUACGGCCCAGCAUCGUCGACGGCCAGCUCAUCUGGGAGUAAUCCGAGCUCGCCUUUCAGUCCGAAUGGCUUUAUGGGCUUCAACCCUGGGAUGGGGCCAUCAUCGAAUCAGCGCAGUGGACACGAAUUUGGAUUUCCUCAGCAAUACGGGGAACAAACGAGGCGUCAAUCGACACCAGUGCCAGUGAGAAGCGCAUCCAUUUCUACCUCUCCCUCUCCCGUCGUGGAAGAGGUGGACGGUAGUGUUGUCACGAUGCCUGUCGCAGAGCAUCACGAGGAUGCGCAGGCAUCAGUUCAAAGGACUGCCACAAACGAUGCUUCUGCAGCAAGUGUUGCCUCAACUACGGAGACCACUGUCAAUACUUCCUCUCCAGCAGCCACGCCAAUACUGCAAGCGAUAGCAAGCAUCGACUUGAGUCUUCCUGAAUCUCCGACUAGCAGCUCUCCCUCAGGCUCUGUCAGCGCUACCCUCGAAGGGAUGCGCCGGAUGAUGGCCAAUGCAGACAUUCAGAACGAUGCAGCAAACAUGCCGCCCGGGCCCUCCCAGCCCGCCAAGGCGAAGCGUUUCUCCAGGAUUCGUUCAUUUCUGCGGACCAAGUCAAGGAGCAACACGGCCAGUACCAGCUCCACGCUUGUCGGUUAA
Mycena indigotica is the source of this 981-nucleotide messenger RNA. RefSeq lists its product as uncharacterized. Bases 67 to 981 code for a protein of 304 amino acids. The record is from RefSeq and is a predicted model, not a curated record. The transcript is spliced from 4 exons. NCBI's taxonomy places the organism in Eukaryota, Fungi, Basidiomycota, Agaricomycetes, Agaricales, Mycenaceae.